AUGAGAAGAAAGGAAACGGAAGCGCAGUUAGAAUCGGGUGAGGCGAACGAAUUUUAAACGUAGGAGGCCUACGGCUUCUAUAUUCCUCCGUGACGACCCAGAAAGGGCCGUGCGACAGAGAGGCUCGUUUAUUUCCUGACAGUCAUUUCCUCUUCUUUCAGGAGGGGAUCGGCUCCCUGAAGGUGGUGCCCGGAGGGAUCGAACUUAGAGGUCAGGCCGCUGUGCUGGAUGCCCUGGUGGCCUCCAGCCUCAGAUCCAGACGAGGGAAGAAUCUGGUACUCGAGUCGUGGAGCAACUUCACGGCGUCCGCCAGGUCGCACGAUGGCCGAUUGCUCGCCCGAUUCACCGUUGGCGAGGAUCGCGUGGACUGCGUGUCGAGAGGCUUCCGGAUAACCGACCCUCGAGGUGGAAUUCUCUUCUCGGCGGAUAGGGAACAGGUGGUGGUGGGAGCAGAGAUGUUAAGGGUAACUGGCGAUGGUGGUGCUGUUUUCCAGGGCAGCGUUCAAACGCCUCUGGUUAGAGGGGAAUCUGGCCGUGGUCUCAGGUUGGAGUCAGCGACCAGGUCCCUGAAGAUCAGCGCUCCCCAACGAGUGGUAAUCGAAUCCUGGGCGAACGAGAUCUCGGCAUCGUGCCUGACAGACCUGAAGCUUCAAAGCGUGCACGGGGCAAUCAAAUUGGACGCGAAGACUCUCUUCAUGAAAGGCUUGAAGACAGCAAGUCCUAGCCAGGGCCACUCGUCGAGAGAACAGCAGCAACAGCAGCAACAACAGCAGCAGCAGCAGCAGCAGCAUUCCUCCAGAACGUCGUCUCACCAGAGUCAAAGAGACACGACCAUUUAUCAGUUAUGUGCCUGUGCUAACGGGAAACUGUUUCUGGCCAGGUCCGAAGGAACCUGUCAAGCGGACAAAUCGAUUUGCUAA
Molecule: messenger RNA, 920 nt
Organism: Heterotrigona itama
Lineage: Eukaryota; Metazoa; Arthropoda; Insecta; Hymenoptera; Apidae
Source: the annotation of a GenBank genome assembly